This is a messenger RNA of Cylicocyclus nassatus, 576 nucleotides long. The record is from the annotation of a GenBank genome assembly. NCBI's taxonomy places the organism in Eukaryota, Metazoa, Nematoda, Chromadorea, Rhabditida, Strongylidae.
AUGAGUUGCAAUAAAUGCUGUGGGCCAGGUUACGCAAGUCCGCAGGAAGCAGCGCAUGGACCUAAGGAAAAGGUACUGUUCGUCACAUGUCCUCAUGCAUCUGGUAACGGUAAUGAUCUGCUUGUUGCUAUAGAUGUCGACGAAGAAAGUGAGACAUUUUGUCAGAUUCUAUCCAAAGCCGUACUUCCAAACAUUGGCGAUGAAGUACAUCACACCGGAUGGAAUGCAUGCUCGUCCUGUCAUGACAAACCUUCAGCUAAAAGGACGCAUAUAAUAUUGCCAUGCCUGAACUCGAAUCGAAUUUAUUUCAUAAAUGUUGAAGACGAAAGGAAUAUUCGACUGGAAAAGAAGCCACCACCAGCCUUGCGUAUCAAGGGUCACCGCAUAGAAGGUGGUCCACAAAUGCUGCAGCUCAGUUCUGGAGGAGAGAUGUUACGCAUAGACAUCGACGAAAAUGGUGUUAUGAAACUCAACGGAAACUUUUUAUUUGACUUCGGUGCCAUCGAAGGUGGUCCAUACCUUGGACACGAAAUGCGUUACCCAGGAGGAGACUGUACUUCAGAUAUUUGGGUUUGA